Molecule: messenger RNA, 1483 nt
Organism: Pseudoliparis swirei
Lineage: Eukaryota; Metazoa; Chordata; Actinopteri; Perciformes; Liparidae
Product: olfactory receptor 10G4-like
Exons: 3
Coding region: 542-1465 (307 amino acids)
Biological process (GO): G protein-coupled receptor signaling pathway
Cellular component (GO): membrane
Molecular function (GO): G protein-coupled receptor activity
Source: RefSeq, a predicted model, not a curated record
UGUAAGCAUCUUUCUGAAACAUGGUAAUGUGUAUGUGAGAGAAGUCAGAGUUUUUUUUUUUUUCCAUGACUACCGCCACAAUCAGGCAAAUAUUGACCGGUAGAAUACAAUUCUGUACAAAUGCAUUGAUAUUGUACCAGACAUUUUGUGUAAAUAUGCAGACGUGAUCCUGUUAACAAACACUAGCUGUUGACAAAUCACUGUCCACAGCGGUGAGGUUGUAUGCCUGAGGUCUGACACGUUGCUAUGGUGGAGCUGAUUAAACAUACAGCCUGUGAUGCUGGCAAAUGACAGGUAAUCAUUCCUCAGAAAGAAACUGACUGUUGACCAUGUGUCUGCUGUGCACACUUGAAAUGCUUAAGAGAGGAGAGCAUCCCUGACCUAGAUGUGAGGGCGAGUAUAACUUCUUUAUUUACCCAUUUGAGAUGAGGUACGAGUGAUUGUUAUUUGGUCUUUAAGCUAUGCAGAUGCUAAAACUUGUUUGUUGUAUUACUUUUUUUACAAGACUAUCUGGCAGGCAGAUCAGAGGGCAAUUUGUGUAAUGGAUAUCUCGUGCAACGUGACUUUACUAGAGACUCAGACGGGGCUAAACUCCACCAUCUACCACCAGAUUAAGAUGGUCAGCAUGUGUGUGAGCUGCACCGUGAACACUGCACUCUGUGUUCCUCUGCUCCUGGUCCUCAAACGCUCCCCAUCUCUCCUCGGACACACUCGCUUCCUGCUCCUCGCACACCUCCUCUUGUGUGAAAACCUCCAGCAGCUCCUCUGGACAAUCAAAGCCAUUCUCUUAAGAUCUAGGGAAGGUAUGCCUGUGACCCAGUGUCUGAUCUUCUGUUCUGCUAUCCAGGCCUGCUCUUUGGUGAACCUCUUCCUGACCACAGCUCUGUCUGUGGACCGCUUUGUCGCUGUCAAGUGGCCCCUGCGCUAUGAAUUCUUGAUGUGUCCUCAAAGGAAGAAAGCAACGCUUGCAGCCAUAUGGACCCUAUCGGCUGUGCUCAGCAGCGUGGCUUUGGCCAUCAGCCUCCAUUCAGUCCAGAUCAAUUUCACCUUUUCCCGCUGUCGUCCUCUCAUCCUUACACCCUGCCUGUCGGGGACAUCGGCUCUGGUACUUUAUGGCACGGUGGCGACUGCUGUUGUGGUGCCUCUCUGCUCGCUGACCAUCCUGGGAUGCUUCUGUCUGCUUUGCUGGGACAUGCGUGCAGGACCACUAUGCACCAAGAGAGGCUGUGUGACCCUGACUCUCCAGGUAGCUCAAGUUGUCCUCUUUUCAGUUCCCAUGGUCAUGAACAGCUACCUGAUUCCUGGCUACCUGCACAGUGACGUUCUGGAUAUAGCAGCCACCAUCAUCUACAACCUUGGGGUGUCACUUAUCCCUCUUGUUUAUGGCUAUCGCUCACGGGAGCUGCAGCAAAGGAUACGACAGGCUGCACUCUGGAGCAAAGUCCACAACCUAAAUGUGUCAUAAUAAACAUUUGUUUACAGA